GCAUUUGCCCUUUAUCGCUUCAUUCCAUCCCCAGAAAAGCCACCUAAAGCUUCACACAGUCACACACUUAGUGGAGAGUGGCUGACCAAGCAGUUUGCUUAGCUGCUCCUCCCACCACGCAAAGGGCUUCUUAAUAAUCACCCGAAAAUGGCGAUUACUCUUAACAGCGGCUUCGAAAUGCCGAUAGUGGGUCUCGGUGUUUGGAGGAUGGAAGGCAAAGACAUCAGGAAUUUGCUCAUCAACGCCGUCAAGAUUGGCUAUCGCCACUUUGACUGUGCUGCUGAUUAUCAGAAUGAACGUGAAGUUGGUGAGGCACUUACAGAAGUGUUUCAGUCAGGCUUGGUCAAACGGGAGGAUAUUUUUAUUACUACCAAGCUUUGGAACUCAGAUCAUGGUCAUGUUGUUGAGGCUUGUAAAAACAGUCUCAAGAAGUUAUGCCUGGAUUAUCUGGAUCUAUAUCUUGUUCACUUUCCUAUAGCCACAAGACAUACUGGCAUUGGUACCACUUCAAGUGCUAUAGGCGAAGAUGGUAUCCUGGACAUUGACACUACUGUAUCUUUGGAGACUACAUGGCAUGCCAUGGAAGAUCUAGUUUCCAUGGGCUUAGUUCGCAGCAUAGGAAUUAGCAACUAUGACAUUUUCCUAACAAGAGAUUGUUUAGCUUACUCCAAGGUAAAGCCUGCUGUGAACCAGAUUGAAACACAUCCUUACUUUCAACGGGAAUCUUUGGUCAAAUUCUGCCACAAGCAUGGCAUUUGUGUUACAGCCCACACACCUCUUGGGGGUGCUGUAGCUAAUACGGAAUGGUUUGGCUCAGUAUCGUGUUUGGAUGAUCCAAUUCUUAAGGGUAUAGCCGAAAAAUACAAGAAGACGGUCGGUCAGAUUGUUCUUCGCUGGGGCAUUCAGCGAAACACGGUUGUCAUUCCAAAGACUUCAAAACUAGAGAGAUUGCGGCAAAACUUGAAAGUUUUCGACUUUGAGCUUGCAAAAGAGGACAUGGAGCUGAUAAAAUCUUUGGAUCGAAACUACCGGACCAAUCAACCUGCGGAGUUUUGGGGAGUAGACCUGUAUGCAUAAGUUGUUGGAUCGUCAUUUGUUGGAGGUACUUCUUUAUCAUUGCACCCUUUUUAUUAUUAUAAAACAGAACACGAUAAUAUUACCAGUAAAAUUGCUGGAAAUCUUACUAAUAAAAUUGCUGAAAACCGUCCGGUACAAUUUGCUUGACAAA
Messenger RNA from Coffea arabica (coffee), 1228 nucleotides. Its product is annotated as NADP-dependent D-sorbitol-6-phosphate dehydrogenase. The record is from RefSeq and is a predicted model, not a curated record. Lineage: Eukaryota; Viridiplantae; Streptophyta; Magnoliopsida; Gentianales; Rubiaceae. Gene Ontology annotation, molecular function: aldose-6-phosphate reductase (NADPH) activity.